Ceutorhynchus assimilis (cabbage seed weevil) is the source of this 687-nucleotide messenger RNA. The record is from the annotation of a GenBank genome assembly. NCBI's taxonomy places the organism in Eukaryota, Metazoa, Arthropoda, Insecta, Coleoptera, Curculionidae.
AUGUGCAAAAUCUCUUCCACUUUCCACGUCCGCCAUAUUGACAUCCGACAAAUUUUGGGGUGGAUUGGUAAAUGUGCUAGCGUUUCUAGAAAUAUAAGUUCAGUUUUUUUAUAUAAAGUUAUUAGAUCAGCAUCCACAAUGGGGAAUGUGUUUGCCAAUUUAUUCAAGGGCCUCUUUGGCAAAAAGGAAAUGAGAAUACUUAUGGUUGGGUUGGAUGCUGCUGGUAAAACCACAAUUUUGUAUAAACUAAAAUUAGGUGAAAUUGUGACUACGAUUCCUACUAUUGGAUUUAAUGUUGAGACUGUAGAAUAUAAGAACAUCAGCUUUACUGUAUGGGAUGUAGGCGGUCAAGAUAAAAUUAGGCCUUUGUGGAGACACUAUUUCCAAAAUACACAGGGACUUAUCUUCGUAGUAGAUAGCAACGACAGAGAACGUAUCGGUGAAGCCAAGGACGAGCUGAUGCGUAUGCUUGCUGAAGACGAACUCAGGGAUGCUGUACUCCUCAUUUUCGCCAACAAACAAGAUCUACCCAACGCGAUGAACGCGGCCGAAAUCACAGACAAGCUGGGAUUGCACUCACUCCGAAACCGCAAUUGGUACAUCCAGGCUACCUGCGCGACAAGCGGAGAUGGACUGUACGAGGGCCUGGACUGGCUAUCCAACCAGUUGAAGAAUACCAACCGUUAA